Racocetra persica is the source of this 183-nucleotide messenger RNA. The record is from the annotation of a GenBank genome assembly. NCBI's taxonomy places the organism in Eukaryota, Fungi, Glomeromycota, Glomeromycetes, Diversisporales, Gigasporaceae.
AUGACUGAAACCCAAAGAUGGACCAAAAAUGGCAAGAAAAGUACCGAAAAUGAAGAUGAUAGCAAAAGUAACUUGAUUGGUACAUCAGAAGAGCCAUUAAGUGAUUCUGAUAAUAAGUCUAGUAAUAUUGAACAAAAUGAUAGUAUAGAAGCUCAUCAAACAAUAAAUUAUGAGACAGAUUGA